Molecule: messenger RNA, 3134 nt
Organism: Toxotes jaculatrix (banded archerfish)
Lineage: Eukaryota; Metazoa; Chordata; Actinopteri; Toxotidae
Exons: 11
Coding region: 434-1567 (377 amino acids)
Biological process (GO): positive regulation of GTPase activity
Cellular component (GO): plasma membrane; intracellular membrane-bounded organelle
Molecular function (GO): GTPase activator activity; phosphatidylinositol bisphosphate binding
Source: RefSeq, a predicted model, not a curated record
GGGUUUCAUUGCCGCUCACACACCCUCCGCUCCGCACUGGCAGUCCGGGUGCGGGUGCUGUGCCGGUGAUUUGGUUCCAGACUCCAGCAGGACGCUCCUGAGGACACACCUGGAGGGUGACAGCACUGGACUCCGGGCCGCAGCUACAGAGAGCAGAGUUUACAAGCGUUGGAAAACUUAAAGAAGAAGCGUUGAACUGAUUUUUCUUCACCUCGCCUAUGCUGAGGCUACCUGUGUGGACUUGCCCGUAGCCCGUCUGGAGGACUCGAGGGGGAGUCGAUUCGAGGAGACACACCUUGCUUCACCUGUGUGGCUCUACGGCGCCCCCCGCCCCGCUCCACCCUCUCUCUCUCUCUCUCUCUCUCUCUCUCUCUCUCUCUCUCUCUCUCUCUCUCUCUCUGAAAGCGGAGGAAUAAUCGAUCCGAGCUCUGAAAUGUCGGCAAAUGAGAGAGCGACCCGGGCACUGAGAGAGAUCCUGCAAAAGCCUGGAAAUGAGGUGUGCGCAGACUGCGGCGCACCGGAUCCCGGGUGGGGCUCCUGCUCCUUGGGGGUGUUCAUCUGCCUGGCCUGCUCAGGGAUCCACCGCAACAUCCCAGACAUCAGCAAGGUCAAGUCCCUGAGCCUGUCCCGCUGGGAGGACCACGAGAUUCUGUUCAUGGCUGAGAAUGGUAAUGAGCUGAUGAAGAGUAAAUAUGAGGCUGCCGUUCCAGUCUACUACUACAAACCAACCCACAAAGACUGUCAGGUGUUGAGGGAGCAGUGGAUAAGAGCAAAGUACGAGAGGAAAGAGUUCUCUGAGCCGGGGAACAGUUUUACAUAUGAGGAAGGAACUAGAGAUGGCAUGCUGAUGAAGAGAGGGCGGGACAAUGGGCAGUUCCUGAGCAGGCGAUUUGUCCUCUCAGAGAGGGAGGGGACUGUGAAGUACUUCACCAAAUAUGACGCUAAGGAACCCAAAGCAGUGAUCAAAGUGGACACCAUCAAUGCAACCUUCCAGCCAGAAAAGAUAGGAAAUCCCAACGGCCUGCAGAUCACCUACCUCAAAGACUACAGCACCCGCAACAUCUUCGUCUACCAUGAAAGCGGCAAGGAGAUCGUAGACUGGUUCAAUUCAAUUCGAGCAGUUCAGCUUCACUAUCUAAAGGUGGCCUUUCCUGGGGCGACGGACGCUGAGCUGGUACCCAAACUAACCCGCAACUUUCUGAAGGAAGGAUACAUGGAAAAGACGGGUCCCAGGCAAACAGAAGGUUUCAAGAAACGCUGGUUCACUCUGGACCACAGGCGACUCAUGUAUUUCAAAGAUCCACUGGACGCCUUUGCCAAAGGUGAAGUCUUCUUGGGGAACAGAGAGCACGGUUACAACGUCUCCCCCGGCCUGCCCGCUGGCACCCACUGCAAUGGUGCCUGGCAAUACGGUAUCACCAUAGAAACACCUGACCGCAGCUUCCUGUUUACUUGCGAGUUGGAGAGUGACCAGCAGGAGUGGAUAAAACACUUCAAUAACAUCAUGAAUGCUCCGAUGUCCCCUCAGGAGUACACAAUGGAGGCCUUGUUCAAGCACAGGCCCUGAUGGGCCCAAAGCCUGCGAGACCAUCUCCCCUCCUCUCAGUCCCAUCACCGAUCUUGACACAGGAUCCACAUCAGUUCCGACUACUUUUGGGAAACUUCACUGUCUUCACUUACAUGGUUGCACUGGAGCUUGUUGCUGGUAAUGAGGUUAAGAAUGCAAACAGGAGGACCGAGGCAAUGUUCAUUGGUAAAUUAAAAUAUUUGUAAGUCCAAACGACACAUUAGCUCAUUAAUGUACUCGGGUAAUGAUUUUUAUUUGAUUUUGUUUUGGUGACAGCUUUGACAUUGAUUGCUGUGGUGUUUUUGCACUGCACUUACAAAAGGUCACCUGCCAGUGAAACGGUCUGCGCAGUACUAUGACAUAUAUCAUUUUAGAUUUUAUGUGGCUCAUAUUUGAAUUGCUCGAUGGCACUCUCAGUCUGUACAGAUACAGUGCCUGUUUCCCAUGCUAAUUCAAUAUUGGAACGUAAAAACACAACACUUCCUGUGUGCUAAAUUUUAGAUAUUAAAUUACUAUUUAAUUAGAUAUUAAAUACAAGAUUUAAGAAAAAGGCGUUAUGGUAUCAAAUUUUAAGGCGCACAGUCAAAAUGGAUCAAACAGGUGCAGAAAACAGUUGUACCUGUGGUGGAUUCAGAAUUCCUUUUCAGUUUUUUCAUUAGUUAUUUGAUGUAAACCUUAUGACUGCUCUCAUGACAAAAAACAUUUACAGUAUGAAAGAGUAUUGUGGCCCAGUUCACUGGGUGAUAGGUGUGUCAUCCUGAAUGUGCUGUUUCAGUUCAAAAAGUCUGUUUUCCUUUCAGCUGCCAACCGACAGUUUACAUCAUGAAUUCAACAUAAGUUUUAUGCUUUUGUCUGUUGUUUUCUUCAAAGAACAGGCAAAUGUUGGGUUGAGUUUUCGAUGCUUGAGUACAUCUGUUAAAGAAGUACUUGAAAGACUCUGAAACACUGCCAGCUGCAUCAUGGUCGAACAGCGCCUCCAUGUGGCGUACAGCGCAUAAGUCUGUGUUAAAACAAGUAAAAAUUCCACUAGUAAAUUAUUUUCCCUGUUUUUAUAGAUAUCAAACAGAUUACAGAUACCCUCUACAUUUUUAUGGAUAUCAAACAACCAGUUGAUACAUUUAAGUGAUAUAUUUUUGUUUUUUCAGUUUUUCAGUUAAAAACUCACAUUUUGUGUAAUUCUGGUGCCAUACAUUAUUUUAAAGGCAUACAUAACAUAUGAAAUUAUUGAUAAUCACAAAUAAAAAAUAUUCUUUCUGAAUGUUGCCAAGGGCUCUUUACAUAUUUGUCUGGCAGUUUUGUGGCAUUAUCACCCGCCUCAAAUAUCAGACUGAUGUUAACUUAAAAACUGAGGUUCAACUUGUGAUUAAUGCACAGGCAGAAAACAUCUAAAAACUGUUUAUACUGCAAGCCAUAGAGAAAAAUAUUUGAUGGAUGAAGGGUGACAUUCAGCAGAAACCUAGAUGCUUGUUUUUUAUGGUUCUGAAGAUUUUUUUUUAAGUUUUUUUACCUCUACAAUUAACUGAAAUUAAUAAAUACGCUCCUUUAUUAAGUAAUAAUCCCACAGUGG